AUGGUAUACCGUUGGAUUAUGAAAUCCGUUUUAGCCAAUGAGAAAUUCCUUAAGAAGGUUGCUGACAGCUUUUUGGUAAAGGUUGCGGCUCAGGUGACAGCAUAUUUUGUACAUCGAGGAAAAGAAGUUGGUAGAAAAAAGAUCAAGAAUAUGUACAAGAGUAUUGAUCAAAAGGAUCCGGGUUCUUCAAAAUCGAAAUCAGGAAAAUCUAAAGUGAAGCCAGCCCAUGUUUUAAAAAGUUUUUCUGAGGCUUUUAAAGAGCAGUGGAAACAAGAAGAAUUGAAACGACAACAGAAAAAGCUGGCAAAAAAAGCAAAAAAGGCAAAAAAGUUACAAGAAGGAAACGAAUAA
This is a messenger RNA of Candidula unifasciata, 351 nucleotides long. Lineage: Eukaryota; Metazoa; Mollusca; Gastropoda; Stylommatophora; Geomitridae. The record is from the annotation of a GenBank genome assembly.